Molecule: messenger RNA, 1463 nt
Organism: Camelus dromedarius (Arabian camel)
Lineage: Eukaryota; Metazoa; Chordata; Mammalia; Artiodactyla; Camelidae
Gene: BPIFB1
Product: BPI fold containing family B member 1
Exons: 15
Coding region: 1-1419 (472 amino acids)
Biological process (GO): innate immune response in mucosa; negative regulation of toll-like receptor 4 signaling pathway
Cellular component (GO): extracellular exosome
Molecular function (GO): lipid binding
Source: RefSeq, a predicted model, not a curated record
AUGGCCAGCCCACGAACCUUCAUCUUCCUCUGUGGUUUGAUGGCAGCCAACUUGGUGGGAGCCAACUUCAGCCCUCCUGCGGUUCUCAGCCUCAGCCCAGAAGUCAUCAAAGAAAAACUGGCAGAGAAACUGAAGAAUCGAGAUGCUGUCAACACUCUCCAGCAGCUGCCACUGCUCAGUACCAUACACAACGAGCCAGCCAGUGGCAUCAUCAGUAGACUAGUGAAGUCCGUCCUGAAGCAUAUCACCCAGCUGAACAUCACCUCAGCUAGCAUCCUCCAGCUGCAGGUGCAACCCGGGGCCAAAGACCAGGAGCUGAUAGUCAAGGUCCCCCUGGACUUGGUAGCUGCAUUCAACAUGCCCCUGCUUAAGUCCUUCAUGGAGAUGCACAUGCAGUUGGAGGUUGAAACCAUCAUCCAAGUGGAGACAAGCAAGGCGGGCCACAGCCAUCUGGUCCUCAGCAACUGCUCCGACAUCCGCAGAAGCCUGCACAUCAACCUGCUGAAAAAGUACUCCUUCCAGGUCAACUCCUUAGCCAACAAGUUCAUAAACCUCCUGGCACCAGCCCUGCCCAAACUGGUGAAAAGCGAGCUGUGUCCUGUGGUCAAGGCGGCCUUUGAGGACAUGCGUGUGGACUUCCUGAACCUGGUGAGGGUGUCCAUUUCUCUCAACUCUAACCACCUGGAGUUUGAUCUUCUGUCUUCUGCCAUCUUCAGUAAUGCUGUCCAUCUCAUCCUGGGGGCCAAGUUGUUGAACUCAGAAGGAAAGGUGACCAAGUGGUUCAAUGUGUCUUUGGUUUCCCUGAGGAUGCCCACCCUGUACAACGUCCCUUUCAGCCUCACCAUGAGGAAGGAUGUGGUGAAAGCUGCAGUAGCUGCCUUGCUCCCUCCAGAAGAAUUCAUGGUCCUGCUGGAGUCUGUGCUUCCAGACCUGGACCACCUGCUGAAGUCAAGUAUCAAGGUGAUCAGUGAAAAGGCUGCAGAUCAACUGGGGCCCAAACAGACUGUGAAGAUCCUGAUUCAGGGGACCCUGGAUCUCCUUCUGGACCAGAACAUUGCCAGGGUGGCCCAAGAGAUUGUGCUGCUAAUAUUCACCACCAGUGAAGCCAAACGUCCCCUCCUCACUCUGGGCAUCGAAGCCACCUCGGAAGCUCAGUUUUACAUGGAAGGUCACCGACUUAUGCUCAGCUUUAAUAAAAUCAGAUCUGAUCGGAUCCACCUGUUGAACUCGGGCAUUGGCCUGUUCAAGCCUGACAUUCUGAAGAACAUCAUCACCAAGAUCCUCAUGUCCGUCCUGCUGCCACACGAGAAUGGCAAAUUAAGAUCUGGAAUCCCAUUGUCAAUGGUGAAAGCCUUGGGAUUCAAGGAAGCUUCAUCUUCUGUGACCAAGGAUGCCCUUGUGAUCACCCCAACCUCUUAGUAGAACCCCGGACCACUCUCUUCUCUCCCAGUGAAGACUUGGAC